This is a messenger RNA of Thermothelomyces thermophilus ATCC 42464, 4126 nucleotides long. RefSeq lists its product as uncharacterized. Gene Ontology annotation, cellular component: intracellular membrane-bounded organelle; membrane. Gene Ontology annotation, molecular function: ATP hydrolysis activity; ATP binding; P-type calcium transporter activity. The record is from RefSeq and is a predicted model, not a curated record. Gene Ontology annotation, biological process: intracellular calcium ion homeostasis. The coding region runs from base 119 to 4048 and encodes 1309 amino acids. The transcript has 3 exons. NCBI's taxonomy places the organism in Eukaryota, Fungi, Ascomycota, Sordariomycetes, Sordariales, Chaetomiaceae.
CCUGUCUAUAUCGCGCUCUGCCUGUCUCCAGUCUGACUGCCUUUCAUCUUCUUUCCCUCCUUUUAAUCAUUCUCUUUGUAGAGACAGAUGGUUCUUGCAGUCUUAGACAGAGGGCAAGAUGGCUCAGAACGAACGGGCCUUCCAAUCCUCAUUACCGCCGCAAAAUGACUCCGAUAUCAGUAUCGACAUUGCCGCGGCCGGCAGUCAGCCCGACUUCGAAUCACGACCGGGCGGGAUACGGCCGGAUCCAGGGGAAGAAGAGCUCUUCAAUAUCGAGGACAACCCGUUUGCUUUCAGCCCAGGCCACCUGUCCAAGCUGAUAGAGCCAAAGUCCGUCGCCGUCCUGCAGCAGUUAGGUUGGCUGCAGGGACUAGUAAAGGGCCUGCGGACCGACAUCCGGGCGGGUCUACAUAUCGGCAGCGAGGGCGAGGGUGACGGUGAUGGCGCGGACCGGCGACGUGUGUUUGGAGAAAACCGGCUGCCGGAACGCAAAUCGAAGUCGUUCCUGGAGUUGGCGUGGGUGGCGCUGCAGGACCGGAUGCUGAUCCUGCUGUGCGUGGCGGCCGUGGUCUCGCUCGCCCUGGGCCUGUACCGGACCUUCCAUGGCCACAGUGGCGCCGAGGGGGCGCGGGUGGAGUGGAUCGAGGGUGUGGCCAUUGUGGUUGCCGUUCUGGUCGUCGUCCUGGUCAGCGCGCUCAACGACUGGCAGAAGGAGUGGCAGUUCCGCAAGCUCAACCAGAAGAAAGAGGACCGAUCCGUGGCACUGGUCCGGUCCGGCAGGACGGCCAAGGUAUCAGUGCACGACGUGCUAGUGGGCGACGUCAUGGUCCUAGAGCAGGGCGACGUGAUCCCCGUCGAUGGGGUGCUGAUUGACGGCCACAGCGUCGGCUGCGACGAGUCGUCGGCGACGGGCGAGUCGGGCGUGGUCAGGAAGAUGCCGGCCGAGGCCGUCUCGCAGGCGUUCCGACGGGCUCACGAUGCAGACGCCAGGACGCUCGCCAAGAUGGACCCCUUCCUCCUCUCGGGCUCCCGGGUCCUGGACGGUGUUGGGACCUUCCUCGUGACGGCGGUCGGGCGGCAUUCCGUGCAUGGGCGGACCAGGAUGGCGCUCCGCACUGACCCCGGCAUGACACCGCUGCAGGCGAGGUUGAAUGUGCUCGCGGGGUACAUCGCCAAGCUCGGCAGCGGCGCCGGCCUGCUGCUCUUCACCGUGCUCUUCAUCGAGUUUCUUGCAAAGCUCCCUGGCAAUCCAGCCAGCGGCGACGAAAAGGGACAAACCUUCCUGCGAAUUCUCAUGACGGCCGUAACUAUCAUCGUGGUCGCCGUGCCCGAGGGCUUACCACUGGCCGUGACACUGUCCCUGGCAUUUGCCACCAAGAAGAUGACGAGGGAAAACAACCUGGUGAGACAUCUGCAGUCGUGCGAGACCAUGGGCAACGCGACGGUGAUCUGCUCCGACAAGACAGGAACACUGACCGAGAACGUCAUGACGGUGGUUGCGGGCAGUCUGGGUACGGGAGAAGGAGUCGUCACCUUUGGCGACGGGAGGAUUGCUAGCUCGGAGGGUUCUGACAGUGGUUAUGGGCCUCUUGAAAACAGGAGGAAAGCGACAGAGACCCAGGACGGCGGUGUAGAGACCCCGGGAUGGCCGGCGGGCGACGCAACAGAGCAGCCACAACGACCACAGCAAAAGAAGCAACACGAACAGCAGCAGCAACAACAGCAACAGCAAGAACAGCAGAAGACACAAAAGCAUCGACAACAACAAGAGUUUCUGGCGGCGACGAGCCCCGAGUUUCGAGAGCUCGUAAAGGAGUCAAUCGCCAUCAACACGACUGCCUUCGAGGGCCAAGACGAGAGAGGCAAGCUCGUCUUCGUUGGCACCAAGACCGAGACAGCGCUGCUGGAUUGGGCCAAGCGGGACCUGGAGCUGGGCCCGCUAUCGGCCGAGCGUGGUAAGCACCCACUAGUGCACCUCUUCCCGUUCAGCUCGCGGCGCAAGUGCAUGGGCUCCGUCAUCCAGCGGCCCCCCGGUUACGGCGAUGACGGCGGUGGCGGCGAUAACGGCGAGAAUGACGACUCCGGAUCCGGAGGGCGGGGGUACCGCCCACACCGAAAUCGAUACCGGCUGCUGGUCAAGGGGGCGCCCGAGGUGGUGCUGGAGAGGUGCAGCGCCGGUGUGGCCGACCCGGGCGGGGCCGGGCCGCUCCCGCGCUCGCCGCUCCGGGAACCCGAUAAGGCGCGCAUCGCCGAAACGGCGUCUCGGUAUGCGUCGCGGUCUCUCCGCACGCUCACCCUGGCCUUUCGCGACAUGGACGAGUGGCCCCCGCCGCGAACCGGUAACGGGGCUGGGAUUGGGAGACGGGGGAAUCAUGACGACGGAGUUGAUGGCGAUGACAACGGUGGCAGGGACGAGGAUUGGGCCGUUGAGCUUGACGACGUAUUCCGCGACAUGACGUGGAUUGCCCUGGUGGCCAUCCAGGACCCCGUGCGCGAGGGCGUGCCGGCGGCCGUGCUCGACUGCCGGCGGGCGUCGGUGGCGGUCAAGAUGGUGACUGGUGACAAGAUCGAGACGGCGCGGGCGAUUGCACUCGAGUGCGGCAUCCUCGCUCAAGAGGACGAAGGUGGUAAUGGGCAUGGACAAGAGCAUGCAGUGAUGGAGGGAGCGGAGUUCCGGCGGCUCGGCGAGGAGCAGAGGCGCGGCAUCGUCCGCGAGCUGCGGGUGCUGGCGCGGUCGAGUCCCGAGGACAAGCGGGUGCUGGUCGAGUCGCUGCGGUCGCUUGGCGAGGUGGUGGCCGUCACGGGAGAUGGGACCAACGAUGCGCCGGCGCUCAAGGCGGCCGACGUGGGCUUCUCGAUGGGCAUCAUGGGCACCGAGGUGGCCAAAGAGGCGUCGGACGUGAUCCUCAUGGACGACAACUUCUCGUCCAUCGUCAAGGCACUUGCCUGGGGACGGGCUAUCAACGACGCCGUCAAGAAGUUCCUCCAAUUCCAAAUCACGGUCAACAUCACGGCCGUGGUGCUGACCUUCGUCUCGGCCGUUGCCAGUGACCAGGAGCGCUCCGUCCUCAACGCCAUCCAGCUACUCUGGGUCAACCUCAUCAUGGACACUUUCGCCGCCCUCGCCCUGGCCAGUGACCCGCCCACCGGCAGCCUCCUGGACCGUGCCCCGGAGCCCCGGCUCGCGCCCCUCAUCAACCUAACCAUGUGGAAGAUGAUCCUGGGCCAGUGUGUGUACCAGCUAGCCGUCACCCUGACCCUGCACUUUGCCGGGCCGUCCCUGCUCCCGUCGUCCUACUCAGAGCCCCAGCAGCACACCCUCGUCUUCAACGUCUUCGUGUUCAUGCAGAUCUUCAAGCUCGUCAACAGCCGGCGCAUCGACAACCGGCUCAACAUCCUCGAGGGCUUGCACCGUAACCCGCUCUUCGUGUUCAUGAUGGCUGUCAUGGUGGCCGGCCAGGUCCUCAUCAUCUUCUUUGGCGGCGAUGCCUUCGUAGUCACCCGUCUGACCGGUCCUCAGUGGGCCAUUUCCCUCGUGCUCGGCUUCUUCUCCAUCCCCAUCGGUGUCCUCAUCCGCCUGCUCCCGGACCGGUGGAUCCGCGCCGGGGUGCGGUGGGCAGCUCGAAGGCUUCCCUCGUGGCGCCGCCGGAAGAACGCCGAAGACGAGGAGCGGGGACGGGUUGUCGGCGCCGCUGCAGAUACGGAUGCCCUCUGGGACGCCUACGCCGUCGAGGAUGCCGAAGCCGGUGGUGUCGGUCGAGAUUUCGGGAGCACCAUGUUCUCAGUGCGGGAUGACCUCGCCUUCCUGAAGCGGGUGCGCGGCGGGCGGAUGGCGGCGCUGGCCGAUGCCUUUGCAGUUGACCGAACCAAGAAGACUGAGGGCGAGCGGAAGCUCAGGCAGCGGAAGCGCUCUGGGUCGGCAAUGCGGUCGGCCGUCGGGGCGCCCGGUCUGCUGGCCGCCAGCAUCGGCGCCAUGUCGCCCGGCAACCGACCCCGUUCCGAGGCCCGUCAAAACAGUCAAUGGGGAUUAGAGCGUAGACUGCCUUGAUCAUGUCGUACCAGCGUUUUCGUGUCUAAAGAUAGGUUUAAAAUAAUCACAUUCAAAUCUGAAACUAUUAUUAAUUAA